Molecule: messenger RNA, 381 nt
Organism: Prorocentrum cordatum
Lineage: Eukaryota; Dinophyceae; Prorocentrales; Prorocentraceae
Source: the annotation of a GenBank genome assembly
AUGCCACACGCUUUCAACCGCCAGGCUGCGCUUGAACUCGUCGUUUCGACUGCGAAAGGUACGGUGCCGCGGGUUCUCACGGCCGUGUGCUGCAGGGCAGCAGGUGGUUCUCACGGCCGUGCGCUGCGAAUGCAGCAUGUGGUCUCCUUUCCUUCUGUCGGGGUGGCUGGUUGCUCGACUGGUGGCGUGCGGGAGCGCGCUGGAGGGCUCCGCUGCCAAUGUUGGUCUCCGUCGGAUGGUUGGUCGAUUGGUCGCCGCGUGCGCUGGGUCGGCUCCGCGCGGCGACGUCGCAUGGGAGUGACGCGCUGGUCCUGCGCGCGUGGCUGUGCACAGGCGCUGUGCUGCAGAGAGGAGUCCGUGCCUGGUUGGGCCGUGCUGUAA